AUACUUUUGCUCAAGCCCUCAAGGUGUAGCAAACGCGUGCACAUCUUCAGAACUACAGUAACCCACAGGUGAAUCUCAUACUUGUAUCAUGGCUAAGAACCCAGACCAGGUAUUUGCUGAGAUGGACAAGAAUGGCAACGGUACACUCGAGUCGAGUGAGAUCGCCGCUUACUUAAGUAACUGCGGCAUACAUCCAUCGGAGAAAUUUGUGCAGCGAGUGACGAGUAAGUGUGAUGCCAACAAUGAUGGGAAGCUGACGAGAGACGAAGCAGCCAGGAUUGGCAAGGUUAUCAAAGAGAUCGCCGAUCUCUCAAAGAUCUUCCAAGAAGCUGACAAGGAUCACAACUCCAAGAUGUCCUUCAAUGAGAUGAAAAAGGUUGCCUACACCUUCUACACCACCCAUGCCGACAAGUAUGGCGGGGGAAACACCAUGGAAGUGCUGAACUUCUGGGCCGGGGACAAAACCAAGGAGAUGACCGUGGGUGACUUCCUGGACAUCAUGUUUGAGGAUAGGUUCUAAACUGAUCCAUGAGAUCAAGUUGGCUCCAUAGAGAGACUUACAACUCCACAAAUAGUGAUUAAUAUACACAGGAAAUCUACACUAGCUGUAAUGACGGCACAUACACCCUGUGUUGUGAAUGCCAUGUACACAUGUACCUUUGGUAACCAUCUAAACCAUAACUGUUUACACUGUUGUCAUUGCUAGUAAAGAACUGAUUAAUAAAGCUUUUGGUACUGCAUGUUGUGAUGGACUAAUUCUGAUUAAAUGCUUUGCUGAUGCUGGAAAA
Messenger RNA from Branchiostoma belcheri (Belcher's lancelet), 788 nucleotides. RefSeq names its product calmodulin-like protein 7. Bases 89 to 520 code for a protein of 143 amino acids. The record is from RefSeq and is a predicted model, not a curated record. The transcript has 5 exons. NCBI's taxonomy places the organism in Eukaryota, Metazoa, Chordata, Leptocardii, Amphioxiformes, Branchiostomatidae. Gene Ontology annotation, molecular function: calcium ion binding.